This is a messenger RNA of Hippocampus zosterae (dwarf seahorse), 1265 nucleotides long. Its product is annotated as RING finger protein 223. Gene Ontology annotation, biological process: protein ubiquitination. NCBI's taxonomy places the organism in Eukaryota, Metazoa, Chordata, Actinopteri, Syngnathiformes, Syngnathidae. The transcript is spliced from 2 exons. Bases 358 to 1050 code for a protein of 230 amino acids. The record is from RefSeq and is a predicted model, not a curated record. Gene Ontology annotation, molecular function: ubiquitin protein ligase activity.
GUCGCCACCUCAAGGUCGGGAAGCGGUUCGGAAGCAUUUGCAUAAAGCGCUAAAAAAGGGAGACUUGUCUGGGCAGACGAGGUGAUAACGACCAACGAGCACAAGCGAAGAGGAAGGCCAACACACACAGGCAGGGAGGCAGGCACACCCCCUCACACACUCGACCUCAUGCGCCAAACUCGAACAAGUUGUCAGAGAAAGACUACCCAGUAGCACAAAUUUGCUUCUUCAUUUUCUUUGAGGGGACACAAGGACGCCAGAGGACACUUGGAUUCCAGGGCGGUUGAGGAGUCAAGGACAAAGCAGGAGGAGGAGGAGGAAGUUCCAAUUGGAGCGCUUUGGACUUUAUUCUUAAAAAUGGAACAGUCGCCGCAGAUUUGGCACACGCAGGUGGACCACCCGGAGGCUACCGGCGAGCCCCGAAAGAAGAUGUCCAUCGCGAGCCAGCUGGAGUGCCCCAUCUGCUACAACACCUACGACAACGUCUUCAAAACCCCAAAGUUGUUGACGUGCACUCACACCUUCUGCCUGGAGUGCCUCUCCCGCCUCAUGGCCAUCUCGCCGGCCGAGCACGACGGCGCCGCUCCGGGGACGUUGCAACUCUUUUGCCCUUUCUGCCGCCAUAGCACCACUUUGCCAGAAGGGGGCCCCCCGUCUCUGCCCACCAACCACGAAAUGCUGCACAAGCUGCCCGGUCACCAGCAGCAGGAGGAGCCCGUUUGGCUGGACGGGGAGAAGCUGUGUUACAAAAGCAACAGGCCGGCGUCCGACAGCCUCUCGGCUUUGUGCGUCUGCAUCGACAUUGGCGCCGACAAGCGGGGCGGCGCUCCGGUUCAGUCGCCGUCUCAGAAUUUAGGCCUGCUGGACCGGAUGGCAGACUGGAAGCGGAUGACGCUCUUCGUGGUGCUUAUGGUGCUGCUGAUAAUUGUGGUGCUGUGGCCGCUGCAGUGUAUAUUCAGCACUGGAAACAUGCGAUGUAUGCAGAUGGUCCGCCCGAACCGCACCGCCGUCACCGCGACCAUGGUCCCCGCUUUUGACCCACUCAACUGACCUGCGCGUCUGUCAGAAUAGACAUGAACAAUAAUCGGCAGGUGGGGGGACUUGACUCCGUGUAUAGUUUGCGGAUCACAUCAGAGGGAUGGCCUGAAGAAAAUGCUUUGGAAAUAGUUUCACUUUUGUAAGUAGUUUCACUUGUGACGGGCUCACUGUGUUUUCCAUUUGAUUUGCCUCCUACAGCACUUGGCCACAAGAGGUCGCUCUCCUGA